CCCAAGAAGAUUAGUGCUAUUCAGUACAGCGUCUUCAGUGGACGUGAUAUGAACCGGGAGUCCGUGGUAGAAGUGUGUGCAACAGAUAUAUUUUGCCAACAGAGCCGCGAUCCAAUGCCAAACGGUGUGCUGGAUCGACGUCUCGGCGUCUCCUCAAAAUCCGAGAUUUGCCAGACUUGUGGGAAGAAUAUCGCUACUUGUCCUGGACACUUCGGAACCAUUCACUUAGUAAUGCCAGUGUUUCACAUUGGUUACAUCAACAUGAUCAUUGGUAUUUUGCGUUCGAUCUGCAAGAAAUGCGGUCGUUGCCUGCUGAGCUACGAAGAUCGCGAACAUUACCUCCGCAAGUUCCUCAAUCCGUACACGGACGUUCUGCACAAGCGUCAAUACAACAAACAAGUCAUCGAUCUGUGUCGAAAGGUCUACGAAUGCCCCUACUGCCACGCGGUGAACGGCGAAGUGAAGAAAAUCCCGGGCACGGCUUCGAUCCGCAUCGAGCACAUCCUGCCUCCGAACAAGCUGACGGAAGAGGAGCAGCGCGCGAUCCACGACUCCUUCGCCUCGGCGUGCAAAUACAACGCCGAUCUCCACUCCUACAUCGACCGCGCCCACGAAGACCUCACCGCGCAAGUCGUGCUGGAUCUCUUCAAGCUGAUCCCCUCUGAGGACCUGCCGCUGCUCUGGAUCAACGAGCUCUCCGGCCGGCCCGAGAACCUCCUUCUCACCGACAUCAUCGUCCCGCCGGUCACGAUCCGUCCCUCCGUCGUGAUGGAGAGCACCAACGGGAGCAACGAGGACGACAUCACGAUGAUUCUGCAGGACAUCACGCGCACCAACUCCCAGCUGCAGCAGUCCAUCAACAACGGCGCCAGCAUGCGCAUCAUCAUGGACAACUGGGACCAUCUCCAGAUCCUCUGCGCCGAGCUCAUCAACGGCGACCUCCCGGGCAUCUCCACGCUCGUCAAGUCCGCCGUGCCCAAGCGCUCGCUCGUCCAGCGCCUCAAGGGCAAGCAGGGCCGCUUCCGCGGCAAUCUCUCGGGAAAGAGAGUGGAGUUCUCGGGGCGCACGGUGAUCUCUCCGGACCCGAAUCUGUCGAUCGAGGAGGUCGGCGUCCCGAUCUUUGUGGCGAUGAAGCUCACCUACCCCGAGCGCGUGACGGCGUUCAACAUCGAGAGACUGCGCGGAAUGGUGCGGAACGGCGCGAGCCGCUACCCGGGAGCGAACAUGAUCCGACCGGGCAACAGCCGAGCGAUCUCGCUGAUGUACGGCGAUCGCGAGCGAGCGGCGCAGAAUCUGCAGAUCGGAGACAUCGUCGAGAGACACUUGAUCGAUGGCGAUGUUUCGCUGUUCAAUCGGCAGCCGUCGCUGCACCGCAUGUCCAUCAUGUCGCACCGCGUGAAGGUGCUUCCGUGGAAGACCUUCCGCUUCAACGAGUGCGACUGCUCUCCGUACAACGCGGAUUUCGACGGGGACGAGAUGAACAUCCACAUCCCCCAGACCGAAGAGGCGCGGAUUGAAGCGCGCGAAUUGAUGGGCAUCAAGCACAACAUCGUGAAUCCGCGCUCCGGCGAGCCGCUCAUCACCGCCACGCAGGACUUCAUCACGGGAGCCUUCGUCCUCACGCAGCGCGACGUGUUUUUGUCCCGCCUGGACUUCUGCAGACUGGUCGCGUUUCUCUCCGACGCGCAGGAAACCCCGGCCAUGCUGUGGACGGGCAAGCAGGUCUUCUCGAUGCUGCUGAAGCCCAACCCGCAGGAGGGCGUGGUUCUGUCGCUGGAGAUGAAGGCGAAGAACUUCCAGAUGUCCAAAGUCGACUCGAACUUGUGGAUGUGUCCGCAGGACGGGUACGUCGUGAUCCAAAACAGCGAGCUGCUCUGCGGAAACAUCGAUAAGAACUGCGUAGGAGGGAACAAGAAGGGCCUCGUGUGCGUGCUGAUCCGCGACUUCACGCCGGAAGACACGGUGAAAGCGCUGGGACGGCUCACGAAGCUGACGUCGCGGUUUUUGAUGGAUUACGGGUUCACGAUCGGUCUGGACGACGUGUCUCCCGACGAGCGUCUGCUGCAGCAGAUGCACGAGAUCGUGGCGAAGAACUACGCGAAGGUGGACGAGACGAUCCACCAGUACAACAGCGGGAAGCUCGCGCUGCGACCCGGAUGCAACGCGGAGCAGACGCUGGAGAGCAUCUGCUCGGGUUUGCUAUCAGACAUUCGCGACACGAUCGGCAAGAUGUGCAUGACCAACCUCCCCAAGACCAACUACCCGCUCAUCAUGGCCACGUGCGGAUCCAAGGGCUCCGCCAUCAACAUCUGCCAGAUGAUUUACUGCGUCGGACAGCAGGUCGUGUCCGGAAACCGCAUCCCCGAUGGGUUCAUUCAGCGGUCGCUGCCGCACUUCCUGCCCAACGCGAAGGAGCCCAACGCGAAGGGCUUCGUCGCCAACAGCUUCUACUCCGGACUCACCCCCAUGGAGUUCUUCUUCCACACCAUGGGCGGCCGCGAGGGACUCGUCGAUUCCGCCGUGAAAACCGCGGAUACCGGGUAUAUGCAGCGUCGUCUGAUGAAGGCGCUGGAGGAUUUGUGCAUCAGCUACGACAACACAGUGCGAACCGCGGAUAACGAGAUCGUCCAGCUGGUCUACGGAGACGACAGUCUCAACGCGAGCUUCAUGGAGGCGAAUAACGGUCCGGUGGACUUCGAGCGCACGUGGUCCGUCGUGCAGCUUCUCUACCCCCACGCGCAGCACGUGCAGAAUUCGGUGAAGAAUUCGGUGCAGAAUUCUGAAACGAACUCAUCGAAUUCUGAAACGAGUCCAUCAAAUUCUGAAACGAACUCGUCGAAUUCUUCGUCGAAUUCUUCGUCGAAUUCCGCGUCGAACGACGAGGAUUCGGUGCUGCUGCCGUGCGACAUUCUGGAAGUGGCCGAGACCCUGCUGAACCACCCGCGGUUUUUAUCGAUGUGCGGCGGCAGCGUGCACGGGCAGAAGUUCCUCGACGAGAUCGCGCAGUUCUGCCGCACCAUCGCGGCGCGCGCGUCGCUGGAGCGCGUGCUGCUGGGUCUGGACGAUGGGUACCACUACCUGGGCAACGCCCCGUCGGCUCGGCGGUUCCCGAUCGACCGCGCGCCGCUGUCCAUGCGGCGGUCGAAGCAGCUGGCGUUCUGCCACGUGACGCGGCGGCAGCUGUCGCACUUCUUCGACGUGGUGUACGCGAAGUACCGCCGGUCGAUCGUGGAGCCCGGCGAGGCGGUAGGCGCGAUCUCCGGACAGUCUUUCGGCGAGCCGGCGACGCAGAUGACGCUGAAGACGUUCCACUUCGCGGGCGUGGCGUCGAUGGACAUCACGCAGGGAGUGCCGCGUAUCAAAGAGAUCAUCAACGCGGUGCCGUCGAUCUCCACGCCCAUCAUCACCGUGGAGCUGCUGAACAACCAGGACGAGAUCAGCGCGCGCGUCUGCAAGGGCCGCUUGGAGCGCACGCUGCUCGGCGAGGUCGCCGCGUUCAUCAAGGAGGUCUACACGCCCGAGAUGUGCUUCCUCGACGUCCAGCUCGACAUGGAGGCCAUCCACAAGCUCUAUCUUCCCAUCACGCCCGACUCCGUCCGCAGAGCCAUCAUUCAGAGCAAACUCAAGCUCAAACUCAAAGACGAGCACGUGACCAUCAGCGGAAAAUCAGGACUCCGCAUUAUCCCGCCGCCCCCCGUGAUUACCGCCGCCAAACGUUUCGACCCUGCCUCUCUUUCACUCGCAGCCAACCGGAACCGCGGGGACGACCAGUAUUUCACGCUGCAGCGGCUGAAGGAGAUGCUUCCCGCGGUUAUCGUGAACGGAAUUCCGACGGUGCAUCGCGCGGUGCUGAACAAGGUGGAGAAGCCGACGGCGCACAUGAAUUUGCUGAUCGACGGCACGGGAUUGCUGCAAGUGAUGGGGACUGUGGGAGUGGACCACACGAAGACGGUGACGAAUCAUGUACUCGAGAUUAACAGCGUGCUGGGAAUCGAGGCGGCGCGCACGGUACUGAUUCAGGAAGUGUCGAACACAUAUGGGUCGUACGGAUUGUCGAUCGACAUUCGCCAUCAGAUGCUGCUGGCGGAUUGCAUGACGUUUAAAGGACAAGUGCUGGGAAUGACGCGGUUCGGAAUCGAGAAGAUGAAGGAGUCGGUGAUGACGCUGGCGUCUUUCGAGAAAACGGCGGAUCAUUUGUUUGACGCUGCGUUGCACGGACGCAGAGAUAAUAUUAUCGGCGUGAGCGAUCGCGUGAUUAUGGGAAUUCCGAUUCUCGUGGGCACUGGCGUCUUUUCGAUCAUCUACAAACCUACAAACUAUGGAGUGGUGCCUCCGAUGAAAAAAACGUAUCUUUGCGCUGUUUGUUCCAAACUUUUUCUCAUGCUCUCCUCUACCGGAAGACUUCUCUCCCGCGUGUCCCAAGUCCUGGCUCCCGCCUUCACUCGCUCCGUUUCGGUGUCGUUUCGGAUUAAGUCCUUCGUCGAUGAAUUCACUACCGAAGAGGUGGAUGUAGAAGCGGAGGAAGGACGUACCAUCCUUGAUGUGGCUCAGGAGUACGGCGCAAGCAUUAACUCCUUCUGUGGCGGCAAUUGUCAUUGUGGAGGGUGCCAUAUCAAGCUCGCGCAGGCAGUAUCGGACUUACUGCCGAGACCUAGUGAGAAGGAGGCCGAAGUACUGAAGAAAUGCGUCGACGUGGAUGAAAGCUCUCGCCUCGCUUGCCAGACGAAGGUGAACAAAUGUAUGGAAGGAAGGGUGAUCAUUGUUCCUUUGGCCAUUUGA
Blastocystis hominis is the source of this 4779-nucleotide messenger RNA. RefSeq lists its product as hypothetical. Gene Ontology annotation, molecular function: DNA binding; DNA-directed RNA polymerase activity; iron-sulfur cluster binding. Gene Ontology annotation, biological process: DNA-templated transcription. The transcript has 15 exons. The record is from RefSeq and is a predicted model, not a curated record. NCBI's taxonomy places the organism in Eukaryota, Bigyra, Opalinata, Blastocystidae. Bases 49 to 4779 code for a protein of 1576 amino acids.